Lachancea lanzarotensis is the source of this 1029-nucleotide messenger RNA. Its product is annotated as LALA0S04e06414g1_1. NCBI's taxonomy places the organism in Eukaryota, Fungi, Ascomycota, Saccharomycetes, Saccharomycetales, Saccharomycetaceae. The record is from RefSeq and is a predicted model, not a curated record. Bases 1 to 1029 code for a protein of 342 amino acids. The transcript has a single exon.
AUGAGCUUCGAUAGUAUAAUUGAAUCUGUUAAGGUUCGUAUUGACAGCUUGACGCGGGACUGGAAUGAGCUGAAUGCUGCGACAGCAGAGACGUCAAACGACGAACUGAAGCAGUUGGAAGAUAAACUGAAUCUGGUUCAGGAGCAGAAUACAGUGAUUAUACUUGAACUCGGUCGCAUCAAAAAACUGCUCAGCAUCGAAGAGGACAAAGCCAAUAAUCUUUUCAGUGCAGUGGUUGACACAUCUGGCAACGCAUUGAAUCUGCCUGGUUGCACCGAUAAUACCUUCGUGAUUACUCCAAACAAUAAAGUGGAGAGGAAAGGUUCUGAAUGGCUUCCCUCAAUAGGAUCACAAAAACUGCCAAGGCCAGGCUCCACCAUCGAACGGCUUACUGACUCGAACCACGAUUUCUCUCCACUUAACCGAUACCCUUUAGCUUUCAAUGUGCAGAGUUUCCUAAACCACUCUCCAUCACCGUGGAAAAGAAGUCUCGAAGCGGAAUCGCCAGCGGAAUCCCGUAAGAGGAUUCGCAAAGAGGAAGAACCUGUUACCGAUGAGAACGAAUAUUCAGACUACCGCAAGCUCCAGAAUUUGCAUCUAGUGGAAUCCCCCUCUGGUAAACCCAUAGUAAAACCACAAUUGAGACCAUUGUUGGCAUCAAACGUACAAAAAAUGGAUAAUGUGAAGAUCAUUAAAUCCCAGGUCGACAUGAAAGAUUUCAAAUUCCUCAUGAGCGCUGCGCCACCGUCUAUCCCUGCCAUGUAUCAAGAAUAUGAAUUCGUUUUGAGACCACAAAUUUUGGAUUUCGAACAAAAGUUCGGCAAAGGUCAGCUCUCUAAGUUACCGCAAGUCCGGACGUAUCAACGGCGCAGAGCACUUGCGUGUGAAAUCGGCAAGUACGCAACACGAAAUGGCAUUUCGAUCGAAGAGGCGGUGCAAUAUUUCGAGAAUAUCAGAGUUCGCAACAAUAAGACAGUAGCUUGGAUUUACAAUAACUUGACAGAUAUCCUAGAGCAAUAUUGUUCGUGA